Messenger RNA from Kazachstania africana CBS 2517, 336 nucleotides. It is a transcript of the gene ADF1, whose product is annotated as Adf1p. Bases 1 to 336 code for a protein of 111 amino acids. Lineage: Eukaryota; Fungi; Ascomycota; Saccharomycetes; Saccharomycetales; Saccharomycetaceae. The record is from RefSeq and is a predicted model, not a curated record. The transcript has a single exon.
AUGGGUAAGUCUAAAACUGCUAGACAGGCGGGUGGAAACAGAAUUAAGAAGAUAAAGAGCAGAAAGAAUGUAAUUUCUCAAUCUGAGAGGAAAAAGAACAAGCUGAUAGUGGAAAAAUUCAAUCAGCAAACGAUUACAAAUGUCCAAGAAUUGAAUAAAGACUUGAAGAAAGAUAAGAGAAGACUUUCGAAGACUAAAAAUGCAUUAGAAACCAAGAAACUACUUCAUGAUCAAGCCAGAGAUCAUGAAGUCAAACAAAAUAUUGAAACUAAAUUGAAAGAGACAGAAGACAGUAUGUUAAAACAAAUUGAAAUGAUUUCAGGGUUUUCAUUAUAA